This is a messenger RNA of Echinops telfairi (small Madagascar hedgehog), 1706 nucleotides long. RefSeq names its product cytochrome P450 26A1. Gene Ontology annotation, molecular function: iron ion binding; oxidoreductase activity, acting on paired donors, with incorporation or reduction of molecular oxygen; monooxygenase activity. Gene Ontology annotation, biological process: sterol metabolic process. The coding region runs from base 1 to 1494 and encodes 497 amino acids. The record is from RefSeq and is a predicted model, not a curated record. The transcript has 7 exons. Lineage: Eukaryota; Metazoa; Chordata; Mammalia; Afrosoricida; Tenrecidae.
AUGGGGCUCCCCGCGCUGCUCGCCAGCGCGCUGUGCACCUUCGUGCUCCCGCUGUUGCUCUUCCUGGCCGCGCUCAAGCUCUGGGAGCUGUACUGCGUGAGCAGCCGCGACCGCACGUGCGCCCUCCCCCUGCCCCCCGGGACCAUGGGCUUCCCCUUCUUCGGGGAAACACUGCAGAUGGUGCUGCAGAGGAGGAAGUUCCUGCAGAUGAAGCGCAGGAAAUACGGCUUCAUCUACAAGACGCAUCUGUUUGGGCGGCCCACGGUGCGCGUGAUGGGCGCCGACAAUGUGCGGCGCAUUUUGCUCGGGGAGCAUCGGCUGGUGUCGGUCCACUGGCCCGUGUCGGUGCGCACCAUCUUGGGUUCUGGCUGCCUCUCCAACCUGCACGACUCCUCGCACAAGCAGCGCAAAAAGGUGAUCAUGCGGGCUUUCAGCCGCGAGGCGCUCCAGUGCUACGUGCCGGUGAUCGCCGAAGAAGUCGGAAGCUGCUUGGAGCGCUGGCUGAGCAGCGGCGAGGGCGGCCUCCUGGUCUAUCCGGAGGUGAAGCGGCUCAUGUUCCGCAUCGCGAUGCGCAUUCUGCUGGGCUGCGAGCCGCCUCUGGCCAGCGGCGCGGAGGCCGAGCAGGAGCUGGUGGAGGCCUUUGAGGAGAUGAUCCGCAACCUCUUCUCGCUGCCCAUCGACGUGCCCUUCAGCGGACUGUACCGGGGCAUGAAGGCGCGGAACCUGAUCCACGCGCGCAUCGAGGAGAACAUUCGCACCAAGAUCUGCCGGCUGCGGGCCGUGGAGGAGGGCGGGGGCUGCAAAGACGCGCUGCAGCUGCUGAUCGAACACUCCUGGGAGAAGGGGGAGCGGCUGGACAUGCAGGCUCUAAAGCAGUCUUCAACCGAACUCCUUUUUGGAGGGCACGAAACCACGGCCAGUGCCGCCACGUCUCUGAUCACUUACCUGGGACUCUACCCCCACGUCCUCCAGAAGGUGCGAGAGGAACUCAAGAGCCAGGGCUUACUUUCCAAGAGCCACCGGGACACCAAGUUGGACAUGGCAAUGUUGGAACAGCUUAAAUACACUGGGUGUGUGAUUAAGGAGACCCUCCGACUGAAUCCCCCAGUUCCAGGAGGCUUUCGGGUAGCUCUGAAGACUUUUGAAUUGAAUGGAUACCAGAUUCCCAAGGGCUGGAAUGUCAUCUAUAGCAUUUGCGACACUCAUGAUGUGGCAGACAUAUUCACCAACAAGGAGGAAUUCAAUCCCGACCGAUUCAUGGUGCCUCACCCCGAAGAUGCAGCCCGGUUCAGCUUCAUUCCAUUUGGAGGAGGCCUUAGAAGCUGUGUAGGCAAAGAGUUUGCAAAAAUUCUUCUUAAAAUAUUUACAGUGGAGCUGGCCAGGCAUUGUGACUGGCGGCUUCUAAAUGGACCUCCUACCAUGAAAACCAGUCCCACCGUGUACCCUGUGGACAAUCUCCCUGCAAGAUUCACCCGUUUCCAGGGUGAAAUCUGAUCAGUGUCAAUGCCCAAACCUCAGAUUUACUGGAAGUAUACAUAGGAGUUUUUUUAUAUAGUGUCCUCAACUGGUUGUAUUGUAUUUAAUUCUGAAAUGUAUAUUAUAAUAUUUAUGUCUCUAGUUCUACCAUCUUCAAAUAUUAAAAGAAUGGAUUUGUAUAAUUUCCAAAUAAAGUACAUUGCUAAGGCACUUCUUGUGCCUUUAAGACA